Acaulospora colombiana is the source of this 1482-nucleotide messenger RNA. NCBI's taxonomy places the organism in Eukaryota, Fungi, Glomeromycota, Glomeromycetes, Diversisporales, Acaulosporaceae. The record is from the annotation of a GenBank genome assembly.
AUGACUUUUCAUCGACCAGCAAUCAUCAUCGUCACCGGUCACAGGACUUUGGGCAUUCGUCAUCAACACGGACGGCCAAUGGCAGGAUUCGGCGCGGCAAUCCUAUCGAACAUCUACCAGGGUUUUGCCCUCCGUAUGGAGCCUAGCACGCUGCGCAUAAGGCAAAAGCUGCCACCGUCUUCGCGCCCCGCCCGCACAAAGCAACAUCCGCCUUCCUUCCCCACUUCCCCUCCUAUCAUGGGUUUUGCACGCUCUGCUACUGCCUCCAACGUCUCCAAGGAGCGAGUAGACAGCUCCUACGGUGAAGAUCAUCUCCCGACUCCAGCCAUCCCCGGUGGUCCAGCCAUCGAAUGCCCCCCCGCCAUCCGACCCACCAAUGCAAUGGCGCUGAGUUUGGAAUGCCGACCAAUGAUAUCCUCCCUCGCUUUGCAAUCUGCAGGCCGUCCCACACUCGGGGGGUCGUCCGCCUCCAGCGGGAGCACACACUCGAGUUUUCUCAAUUCAGGCCUGCCGUCUGCUGAACGCACCUACCCCAUCUUGGCGCUCCUCGAACUCUUACGAUUUAGGCGACAAUUGGACGUCAUGAAAGAUCUGGACGUCCUCGCCGAUGACACUUCACUUGCUCAGGUCCUUCGCUAUCAGAGGGCCGUGUCAGAGGGUGGCGACGUUGGGCUCAGGAUCUCGCACUACUCUUCUUCAUCAAGUAGCAUCUCUAGUGGAAAGAGUGGAAAGAGUUCAAAGAGUUCAAAGGGGCGAAGCAAAGCCACAGGGUCUCCCAAACAGAGUUCAUACAAUAAAGAACUUCGUCUGCACGCUCUGCUGCAUGGGAACACACUUGUCCUCCUCUCCGAUCUCUAUGAAGCAUUGGGGCAUCUCGAGGACAUACCCGAGACUAUGGACAGUCGCUUGCGGGCCGCAGUUGAGGACCUAACCCACAAUCCUCUCCUCGGGUCAAUCGAUCACAAGCGCGCCGUCCAAUAUAACGCGGGGAGCCUCAACUAUCUGGUCCUAUUCACCGCAAGGGCGUCCGAUGCCAAAUAUGAGCAGCAGCCAUUUAUCCCAAUUUCACAUUCCGCACGGGAAUUCCCCGGGGCAAAGAUCGAUUACCAUGUCAUUCCAGAUGGGGUAACUCUGCCUUUGGAACAUGAGCUGUUGGUUCAUUGCUGUUUUGAUGGACCAGAUGAGAGGCAAUUUGCCGUCGAUGAAAUGACAUUCAACCGCAUCGACAGGCUGAUGGAGAUCAAAGAAGGUUCAAAAGUCAAGGAGUCCAAGAACCUUGGCGUGCGCAAAGUCGAUACGGAUCUCGGGAAGGCAGCGGAUCUUGUUGAGCCGUUCCUACGUCAGCUGAAAGCAGAAAUGAUGGCAAAGAAGAGCCCGAUGGUUAUGCUGCAGCAAUUGGACAAUGGAGAGAUCUUGAUAGUCGAAGAUAAAGAACCGCUUGUAGCACUCGCUGAUGCUCUCAAGGACUAUGCACGGUUUUGA